Molecule: messenger RNA, 354 nt
Organism: Soboliphyme baturini
Lineage: Eukaryota; Metazoa; Nematoda; Enoplea; Dioctophymatida; Soboliphymatidae
Source: the annotation of a GenBank genome assembly
AUGUUUAGUUUUCACGAAACUGCGUUGAUACCAAGGGGCACGACGACCGCCGCCGCUGCCGCUGCCGCCGCCGCCGCCGUUGCCGCCAUCGCGACUCCCUUGAAAGAAGAGGCGGUGAACGCCAGUGCUCUGCGGGCCACUUCUUGGAUGGCCCCAACGACGACCAUGGUCGACGCGAGUCCUGCCAGGUCAGUGCAUUGUGCUGAUCGAGAGCGAGAGGCGAAAUCACCCCAUGGAGACAGCGAUGACGAUGACAACGGCGACAACGACAACGACGACGACGACGCAAAAGCUUUAAAUUUUAAUCACAGUCAAGCAUACUUCUCUCUCGCCGCUUCGCACCAUGUUGGUUGA